Messenger RNA from Trichogramma pretiosum, 1214 nucleotides. Its product is annotated as eukaryotic translation initiation factor 4E type 2-like. Lineage: Eukaryota; Metazoa; Arthropoda; Insecta; Hymenoptera; Trichogrammatidae. The record is from RefSeq and is a predicted model, not a curated record. Gene Ontology annotation, molecular function: translation initiation factor activity; RNA 7-methylguanosine cap binding. Gene Ontology annotation, biological process: translational initiation. The coding region runs from base 172 to 837 and encodes 221 amino acids. The transcript has 5 exons. Gene Ontology annotation, cellular component: eukaryotic translation initiation factor 4F complex; cytoplasm.
ACACUUCUCUAACGCAGUCAGACACAGUACUACAUGGCGUGUAGUUAAUUUUAUAUACCAGUGUACAGUGUGGCCGUUCAUAGACGCGACUCUCAAAUUUUUUAUCAGAGUUCAACUCACUUUGUGAUCCCUUUAUUGCGAUUUAAUUGAAGGAAUAAUUUUUUUACAAUCAUGUCUAACAAAUACGACGCUAAUCUUUCCAGACUGAGAAAUAAUAGCGAUGAUAGCGACGACGAUCAUCACUCUCAAAUCAAAAUAGAUCAUAGAAUGGAAAAAGAGGAUUUGGUUGCACCAACCAUCAAUCCACAUGAACACAAAUUACAGUAUGCUUAUGCCUUGUGGUACAGUAGGAGGAAUCCUGGAAAACAAAAUAGUAUUCAAGCGUUCGAUCAGAAUUUGAAACUGAUUGGAAGAUUUGCUAGUGUUGAGCAAUUUUGGGGGUUGUAUAGUCAUUUAUCGAGGCCUUCAGACCUUGCCACCCAUACAGAUUUCCAUCUUUUCAAAAUUGGAAUUAAACCUAUGUGGGAAGAUGAAGCUAAUCAAAGAGGUGGAAAAUGGAUAGUACGUUUGCGUAAAGGUUUAGCUUCUCGAUGUUGGGAAAAUCUUAUUUUAGCAAUGCUGGGUGAGCAGUUCAUGGUUGGCGAAGAAAUAUGUGGAGCUGUGGUUUCUAUUAGAUUUCAAGAAGAUAUAAUAUGUGUAUGGAAUAAAACAGCCCAGGAUGUUGCUACUACUGCAAGAAUCAGGGAUACUUUAAGACGCGUUUUACACCUUCCUCCGACUGCUACCAUGGAAUACAAGACACAUAAUGAAAGUUUGAAAAAUGUUACAAGAUCGUGAAGUUCAAAGAAAAACUACCUGAAAUGAAGGUAUAUUUCCGUAUCUCGAUUUUUUACACAUUUAAAAAUUAUUUGCAGAAAAGUACAUUUACGUAAAAAUAUAAAAUAAUCAUUGUAAACUUCUCUUCUUGGUGAAGAAUUCAAAUUGUACUUACAACAAUGACUUUAUAUGUUUGAGUAUAAUAUGCCAUAGUGAUAGUGACAAAUUCAUACUCUUGAAACGGUAUUACUUCCUAACAUUUUAUCAAUCAAUUGUCAUUUUGAAGCAUCAAUUUUGUGUGAAUGUACAGCAAUCAACAAUGUAAUUCAUUGAAUUUUUUGACAUUUUGUAAAUAAUGCUGUAAAUAAUGGUUAUAGAAAUAAAAUAUAGGCAAGUCA